Messenger RNA from Durio zibethinus, 1225 nucleotides. RefSeq lists its product as uncharacterized. The record is from RefSeq and is a predicted model, not a curated record. NCBI's taxonomy places the organism in Eukaryota, Viridiplantae, Streptophyta, Magnoliopsida, Malvales, Malvaceae.
ACAUAAAUAAAUAACAAGGUUCUGACCUUUUCACUCUAUCUUCUUUUUUUCUACCAAAGAAAUGGAGAGCCAAAAAGCUGUCGACAAAGAAGCCAAAAAUCUAUCACCAUGCAGCAGUGGAAGAAGGAGCAACACAAGCAGCCAUUCAAGUUCACCUGAAUUCGAGUUCUGGAUGCUCCGAAACCCGUCUUUUCCUCAGCCCGAUCUCAUCUGCGCUGAUGAACUCUUCGCUAACGGCGUUCUUCUUCCUCUCCAUCUCUUACCCAACAAACAACCCGAAGAGAACCCACAAGCCGACCCAAAUCCACCCGCAUCAGAACCUCCUUUACCCGACCUAGAAUCCCAACCUGGCCCUCCUAUAACAUCGGAGCCAGUUCCUGUCUUGUCAGCUUCGAAACGGUGGAGAGAUAUUUUUAAGAAAGAAAAGGGCAAAAACGGAACAAAAAAUCCAGAAGACAAGGAUAAAGAGAAGAAAAAAGAGAAGAAGAGUCAGAGCCAAAGCGGAGCGAGUCCAGCUGAGUUGAAUAUAAAUAUUUGGCCUUUUUCGAGGAGCAAGUCGGCAGGUACCAGCGGGACUCGACCCAGGAUGCCUUCCGGUGCGGCGGGCACCCGGAAGGUAAGUAGCGCUCCGUGUUCCCGAAGCAACUCGGCUGGUGAAUCCAAGUCUAGAAAGUGGCCGAGCAGCCCCAGUCGGGCAGGGGUUCACUUGGGCCGAAGCAGCCCAGUUUGGCAGGUUCGGCGUGGAAGUUCCGGUGCUAAGAACCUCGACAUUUUGGCUCGGAGUGCUGAAAAGAGUAGCGGUAAGAAAGAAGUUACCGAAACUCGUCGCGGUAAAAUUGGUAACGCAGGCAACGGUAACAAAUCCAAGGUUUUGAACAUGAACGUGCCAAUGUGUAUCGGGUAUAGGCAUCAUUUGAGCUGUAGAACCGAUGAAAAUAGUGCCACACUUGCCGCUAUAAGCACCGAGAGCAACGGUGGCAGCGGGGGAAAUGGUAGAAGCACGGGCCCUAACGUUGGAAGUGGUAGUAAUUUUUUUAACCUGCGCAAUCUUUUCAUUAAGAAAGUUCAUUAAGUGUGUUAAUCAUUAUAGUAAUUUUGUUACUCAUCCUUUUCUUGUGUAAACAGAAAUUUACCCGUAAUUUGUUAAAUACUACUAUCAAUUAUUGUGUAUUUUAACUAGAGAUGUAGAUUUUUGGCACUCGGAAAAGUUGCUGCAGUUUUUUUG